AUGUUGCCCAAAGCUAUAGAUAGCAAGAUGUUGAUCAAAACUAUAGAGAGUAAGAUGUUGCCCAAAGCUAUAGAGAGUAAGAUUUUGCCCAAAAUUAUAAAUAGCAAGAUGUUGCCCAAAGCUAUAAAUAGCAAGAUGUUGCCCGAAACUAUAGAAAGCAAAAUGUUGCCCAAAACUAUCAAUAGCAAGAUGUUGCCCAAAACUAUAGAACGCAAGAUGUUGCCCAAAACUAUAGAGAGUAAGAUGUUGCCCAAAACUAUAGAGAGUAAGAUUUUGCCCAAAACUAUAAAUAGCAAGAUGUUGCCCAAAGCUAUAGAUAGCAAGAUGUUGCCCAAAACUAUAGAAAGCAAAAUGUUGCCUAAAACUAUCAAUAGCAAGAUGUUGCCCAAAACUAUAGAAAGAAAAAUGUUGCCCAAAACUAUCAAUAGCAAGAUGUUGCCCAAAACUAUAGAAAGAAAAAUGUUGCCCAAAACUAUAAAUAGCAAGAUGUUGCCCAAAACUAUAAAUAGCAAGAUGUUGCCCAAAACUAUAAAUAGCAAGAUGUUGCCCAAAACUAUAGAAAGAAAAAUGUUGCCCAAAACUAUCAAUAGCAAGAUGUUGCCCAAAACUAUAGAAAGAAAAAUGUUGCCCAAAACUAUCAAUAGCAAGAUGUUGCCCAAAACUAUCAAUAGCAAGAUGUUGCCCAAAACUAUAGAAAGAAAAAUGUUGCCCAAAACUUUCAAUAGCAAGAUGUUGCCCAAAACUAUCAAUAGCAAGAUGUUGCCCAAAACUAUCAAUAGCAAGAUGUUGCCCAAAACUAUAAAUAGCAAGAUUUUGCCCAAAACUAUCAAUAGCAAGAUGUUGCCCAAAACUAUAGAAAGAAAAAUGUUGCCCAAAACUAUCAAUAGCAAGAUGUUGCCCAAAACUAUGGAAAGAAAAAUGUUGCCCAAAACUACCAAUAGCAAGAUGUUGCCCAAAAGUAUAGAAAGAAAAAUGUUGCCCAAAACUAUAAAUAGCAAGAUGUUGCCCAAAACUAUAGAAAGAAAAAUGUUGCCCAAAACUAUAAAUAGCAAGAUGUUGCCCAAAACUAUCAAUAGCAAGAUUUUGCCCAAAACUAUAGAAAGAAAAAUGUUGCCCAAAACUUUCAAUAGCAAGAUGUUGCCCAAAACUAUCAAUAGCAAGAUUUUUCCCAAAACUAUAGAUAGCAAGAUGUUGCCCAAAACUAUAAAAAGCAAGAUGUUGCCCAAAACUAUAAAAAGCUAA
Biomphalaria glabrata is the source of this 1242-nucleotide messenger RNA. RefSeq lists its product as uncharacterized. The transcript has a single exon. The record is from RefSeq and is a predicted model, not a curated record. The coding region runs from base 1 to 1242 and encodes 413 amino acids. NCBI's taxonomy places the organism in Eukaryota, Metazoa, Mollusca, Gastropoda, Planorbidae.